Molecule: messenger RNA, 972 nt
Organism: Candidula unifasciata
Lineage: Eukaryota; Metazoa; Mollusca; Gastropoda; Stylommatophora; Geomitridae
Source: the annotation of a GenBank genome assembly
AGUCAAUCAUCAUUUUCUCAAGCGAGUAUUGAUAGCGUGACCUCUGAUCCAGAUUCUGUCCUAAGAGAUCUUGGCAUCCCCAUUACAGAUGCCUCUGGCCAGACCCUCGUGAGGCAGUCUUCAAACACCAGUGCAUGUUCUGUGGGAGAUUUAACAAUGCCAACAAUUGUGCAUACAAGCACUCGCAAGCACAAUAUCCAGUUGUCAGUGGCCAAAGUUAAUGAGCUGAACAUUCCACCAUGUGAGAAUGUGACCUAUAAUAAAGAAACACAGACCAUUGAUUUGGAGCCCCUAGACAAGGAUGGCAAGAGAAAGCGAGCUAACUCUCAUGGAAACUUUGGAAUGUUGGACUAUUACGGCUUUGGGUCUGCAAAAUUUGUGCACCCAAAAUUGCAAUGGGAGGAUGAGUUUUUUGAUGAUAUGGACGAAGUUUUGUUUUAUGACAAUGCUGGUCACACAGAUGACGACACAGAUUCCCUGGAUGUCAGUGCUGACAUCAGCCAUGGUCAUGGACACCACAUGCCACAUGUGGAGCCGGUGGCACCGCCUGAGGUGGAGAAAAAAGUGGAGGAGAAACCACAAGUUCGGGAACUGAGUGAGGAGGAGAAGAAGCAGAUCAUGAUGUCUGAGGACUAUCAGCUGAGUGUCUCCCGGGCUGCACGGAUCAUGCAGCGGAUGCUGGCUUUGAACGAUACAGGGCUGACCAUUGAUUAUAGUGGCGGUGACAGUGAGGGCAAGGAUGAUGACAGUCUGGCAGGGGAGAAGUUGAAGCUGCAGCAGCAUUUCUUUGAUGAGAGGUGGUCCAAACGUAGGACAAUCACCAGCAUGGGUCAUAGACACCUGUGUUACCCCGAGCUGCUGCUUGCCUCAUACAAUGCCAAUGAAGAUGCGCCGAAUGAUCCAGAUGGAGUAGCCCUGAUCUGGAAUAUGAAGUUCAAGAACAUGGACCCUGAGUACAUCUUCCAUUGUCAG